CGACCGGCAGUGUGUUGAUUAGUAGCUGUAAUAUUUUACUUUUUAUUGUUUGCUUACAUUUUUAGCACAAAAAAUGCCGUACGCAAAUCAGCCAUCUGUUCAAAUCACUGAAUUAACCGACGAUAAUGUAAAAUUUGUUCUAGAAGACACUGAAUUAAGUGUUGCUAAUAGUUUGCGGCGUGUAUUUAUUGCGGAAACCCCGACACUGGCCAUAGACUGGGUACAGCUUGAAGCUAAUUCCACUGUACUAUCUGAUGAGUUUCUUGCACAUCGUAUUGGCCUUAUUCCUUUAAUAUCUGAUGAAGUGGUAGAACGGCUUCAAUACACUAGAGAUUGUAUUUGUUUGGACUUUUGUCCCGAGUGUAGUGUGGAAUUCACCCUUGACGUUAAAUGCACAGAAGAGCAGACUCGUCAUGUUACAACUGCUGACUUGAAAUCUAGUAACCCAAAAGUAUUGCCUGUAACAUCACGGCAUUUGAAUGAAGAAGAUAAUGAAUAUGGUGAAAGUACGGAUGAAAUUUUAAUAAUAAAACUACGUCGAGGACAGGAAUUGAAGUUGAGAGCUUAUGCAAAAAAAGGCUUUGGGAAAGAGCAUGCCAAAUGGAAUCCAACGGCAGGUGUUUGCUUCGAAUAUGAUCCUGACAACGCUAUGCGGCAUACAUUAUACCCAAAACCCGAUGAAUGGCCAAAAAGUGAGCAUACCGAAUUGGAAGAUGAUCAGUAUGAAGCACCUUAUAAUUGGGAAGCGAAACCGAAUAAAUUCUUUUAUAAUGUGGAGUCAGCUGGAGCUCUUAAGCCCGAAAAUAUAGUAAUAAUGGGAGUGCAGGUUUUAAAGAAUAAAUUGUCAAACCUUCAAACGCAGUUGAGCCACGAAACGCAAAAUGAUGCACUUGCCGUGUAAAAUGGAAUUGUAAAUAUUAGACAAAUAAAUACAUACAUGUACCGAUUGAGGAAAACGUAAAUUUA
This is a messenger RNA of Anastrepha obliqua, 966 nucleotides long. RefSeq names its product DNA-directed RNA polymerase II subunit RPB3 (gene RpII33). The coding region runs from base 74 to 901 and encodes 275 amino acids. Gene Ontology annotation, biological process: DNA-templated transcription. NCBI's taxonomy places the organism in Eukaryota, Metazoa, Arthropoda, Insecta, Diptera, Tephritidae. Gene Ontology annotation, molecular function: DNA binding; protein dimerization activity; DNA-directed RNA polymerase activity. Gene Ontology annotation, cellular component: RNA polymerase II, core complex. The record is from RefSeq and is a predicted model, not a curated record. The transcript has a single exon.